AUGGCAGACACCGACUUGCCGUGGGCGUCCAAGCCCAUCGAGAUUCACUGUGACAUGGGCGAGGCAUUUGGCAACUGGACCAUGGGCGACGACGAGGCCAUCAUGCCGCACAUAACAUCCUGCUCCAUUGCGUGCGGGUUCCACGCCGGCGACCCCAUGGUCAUGUACAAAACUGUCAAAGCGGCCCGCCGUCACGGCAUACGCAUCGGCGCGCAUCCGUCAUAUCUCGAUCUACAAGGCUUCGGCCGACGCGAAAUUCAGAUGGACGGAGUCGAGUGCGAGAAAAUGCCCCAUGGAGCUCUGUACGGCGUCAUGUGCAAGGACAAGACGGUGUGCGAGGCCGUCUGCCGCGCAGCCAAGCACUUUACCUCGCCCGACGGCAGCACCCCGGUGCCCAUGAUUGGCGCCGCCGGCACGCUCAUGGAGACGACGUGCGCGGCCAUGGGCAUACCCUUUGUGCAGGAAAUCAUUGCCGAUCUCGAGUACGACGAGCACGGCGACUGCAUCAUAUCCCGCACGCACGACGCCGUCGACCUGGAUGCUCUGCGGACGCGUGUGAGGGAGGCGCUGCAGACGGGCCGCAUCGCGUGCAAGGAUGGCGGCAAGAGGCGCGUGGAUCUGAAGCUGGGCGCUGCACCGCUGAGUCUUUGCAUUCAUAGCGAUACACCGGGUGCGGUCGAGGUGGCGGUCGAGGUCAGCCGCGUUGUUGGAGAGUUUAAUCGGCAGCGGUUUGGUGUUGAAGAGGAAUAG
This is a messenger RNA of Beauveria bassiana ARSEF 2860, 750 nucleotides long. RefSeq names its product lactam utilization protein LAMB. The coding region runs from base 1 to 750 and encodes 249 amino acids. The record is from RefSeq and is a predicted model, not a curated record. NCBI's taxonomy places the organism in Eukaryota, Fungi, Ascomycota, Sordariomycetes, Hypocreales, Cordycipitaceae. Gene Ontology annotation, biological process: carbohydrate metabolic process. The transcript has 2 exons.